CUUCACACCCACACCCACCGACCCCGCAUCCGGGCACACCGCUCGAGCGUUCCUGCUGCAGGACCAGCACACCAACAAUCACCACCACAGCUGCAUACUACAGCACUAUCACACGACAACAUGACUAGCACCCCGCCCAAGGCGACCAACUCCCUCCCAUUCGUCCCCCUCACCCCCGACUCCAUCGACAUCGAGCGCGGGCGGUCCACCUCGCCUGCGCCGUCCGAGCCCGGCUCGCCGUCGCCCGGCCACCCGCGCAGGCGAUCGCGAUCGCGGCUCUCGUCGCUCUCGCUGCGGAGACGCCCCGCGAGCGUCGUGCACAUGUCGAGCGAGCCGAUUGUGCUCACGGCCGAGGCGCUGCUGGCCAUCGAGACGGACGCGGACAGACGCCUCGCGGUGUCGGUGCCUGCGCUGCCCUCGGAGACGGCGCACUUGAGGGAGGGCUCGAGCGACUCGGAGGCGGGGCUGGACGACUCGAAGACGCCCAUCGCGCCGACUGCGAACGGGAACGGACCCCAUGGGAUACGCGCGAGGGUGCUCAGCUUGUCGAAGCGGACCCGCCCCGCGGGCGUCAUGCACAUGUCGAGCGAGCCGAAUCUCAGCGGGCAGGCGCAGGCGCAAGCCAUCGCGGAGAGCCUGCUCAACAGCAGGGCGGCGAGAGCGUCGGGCUCCGAGUCCGCGUCGCUGCAUAGCAAGACGUCCGAGCCAGCCUUGAGCGCCGCGGCGGCGAAACCGCGCUCGCGCGUGCUCUCGCUGUCGUUGAGGCGCCGCCCGGGUAGCAUGGCGUCUGCCGCGGGCGCGCCGACUGCGAAGGCCCUCGCAGAGGCGAUCGCGACGGGGAUGCCGCCCGAGUCCACCACCAAGCCUGCGAACGGGGAUGGACAAGCGUUCCCGAUGACGCCGCCGCCGUCCGAGCCACGGACGUCGGUCGAGCACGAGGCGGACGUGAAGAGCGUGACGUCGGUCGAGUCGGGCGCAGCGUCGGGCCAGGAGGCGGGCCCAGGCCCGAGCGCGAAGAAGCGGACGCGCGUGCUGAGUUUGUCGAUGAAGCGGCCGGGGAGUAUACUCAGGAGGCAGGGGAGCGUGACGAGCGUGUCGAGUGGGAGUAAGAGCCAUACUGAGGAGCCGCUGCCAAUCAACCCGAGCUACGUGCAGAGCCAGCUGGACGAGGCCCGCGCGUCGUUGCGCAGCAAGGAGGGCGUGGUCGCAGUGCUCGAGCACGAACGCGACAACAUGCGGCGCGAACUCGAGGAGGCGCAGAAUGAGAUGAAGGGCCUCCAGGAGGCGAUCGAGGAGAAGCGCGAGGAGCUCGGGUCAUUGGAGGAGGUCCAGACCGCGCUUGCCAUCCGGGAAGAGUUGAAGCAAGCGAAGGAAGCAGCCAACGUGCAGGACGAGCUCGUCGGUUUCUUGCAAGGCAGACUGGCCGAGGUCGAACUCACGGCAGAAGCGGAGCGUCUCGCGAAGCAGUCGUCGGACGAGCGUGCGGCCGCGAGUGAGGCGGACUGCGUCACGCUCAAGGAGGACAAGCUUCGCCUCCAGGCGGAGAUGAGUAAGAAGGAACGGGAGCUCGGCGAGCUGCAGAACCGAUAUACUCAAGUCCUUGCACGCGCCGCAGAGCUGGACGCGCAGAAGCGGGAGCGCGCCGCGAAGGUGGCGGCGCUCGAGGCGGCGCUGCGCGAGGCACGAGACGGCCAGACACGCGCGGAGGAGAACCUACGCGAGGCCAUGGAGAGGAUCGCUGCCCUCGAGGAGGAGCGCGCGCAGUCUUCUUCGCAGGAAGAAGAGGUGAUGAAGCUCGUAGACGAGGAGCGGCGGGAACUCCUGGAACAGCUCCGCGCCGCGCAAGUGCAGGCGCAGGCGCAGAACGGGUCCGCGAACGCACAGGCGGCGCGGACCCCCGCAGGCAGGAGACACACCGCGCCGCGGCGGAGCGCGUGGGCUUCGAUAUGGGUACGUCUCGUCGCCCCCCGCGAUCGUCUGCGCACGGCGCUCACGGGCCUGCUCGCUCGACAGACGAACCCGUAUGUCGAAAUCCUCGGUGUCGUUGCUGCUGUGCUGGGCACGCGCGCGCUGCUGUGGUGGUUCGGCCAGCUGGACUGGCGCGAGCUCCUGCGCGUCACGUCGUGCGACGCGGGCGCGUUCGCGCACGGUUGCUUGCGCGCGGUCGGCUCGUCUGCGUCGUCGUGAUUGAAUGUUAACUUAUCCUAUUCGUUUUCUUCGGCGUUCUGCUCCUUGGGUUUUCUUCCUUGAAUUGCGUGGAUAUCGAGC
Molecule: messenger RNA, 2268 nt
Organism: Rhodofomes roseus
Lineage: Eukaryota; Fungi; Basidiomycota; Agaricomycetes; Polyporales; Fomitopsidaceae
Exons: 4
Coding region: 121-2187 (688 amino acids)
Source: RefSeq, a predicted model, not a curated record